CUGAUGGAGCCAGAUGAGAAAGGCAGGAGGCGAGCCCCUCCGGUUGCGCGUCAGCAUCCCCUCAAAUAGGAAUCCGCUGCUGUCACUUCUGCUCUACAUACUGAGAGACGGGUGACUGUUACCCUGAAACAACAAUCUGAAGGCGAAUUUCACUUGACAUGCAGCUGUUUUUGCAUGUGAUGCCAAAGAAGAAGAGUCAGGGGAGGCUGUGAGGAGGCUGGCGCUUCGCAAAGAAUGAUAGUGAGGAUCCAGGCGUGCUGUCCCAGGAGAACUCAUCUGAAGAGCUGGCCUCGAGAGACCGGGAUGCUCGUCUAACGCACCGGGGGGCGAGUUUUCCUGAGCAGACAGUCUGUGUGGCGGAUUUUGAGUUUGAUCGGAAGUGAGUGAGUAAGCGAGAGGGAGUGGGUGUCAUGGAGGACAAAGGAGAUGGAGUUUUCCCAAAACACUACCUACCAAAACUUGCUGCUCCUGGGAGCCAUCGCGGCGGCGUCCGCCUUUGUGGUCACUAUCCUUAUUGUCCUUGUCUGCGUUGGCUGCCAAAGAAAAAGCAAGAGCAAGCACCCCCCAGCCGGAGAGAAAGGGACAUCUGUAAAUAUGCAGGGUUCCCUUCGACACCCAAAACUAAACUCCAUGAGCAAAUCUGACACCAGGCUGCAUGAGAUCAAUCGCUUUCCCUGCAAUGGAAACUCUGUUGGCAAGAGCCGUCCAGCCAGCAUGGACCUCCUGCUGCUCCACAGUCGGCGCUCGCAGAACGACCUAAGACCCUCCCAUGGGCGCCAGCUUCCCCAGAUCCCCACCAGUCCCACGGGAUCUGGUCAGGGGGGAGGAGGGGAAACGGGAGGAGAUGGGGGAGGUGGCGCAGGUGGCGCAGGUGGAGGAGUAGGAGUAGGAGUAGUAGUAGGAGGGGAGACUCGAGACCACACCUACACUGAGGUGGGCAUCCGCAACAACCCCACCCCCACCCACUGCCUGGAUGACGGGCUGUAUGAAAGCGUAGGUGUCCGGGAAGGUGACACAGGCCCCAAGGUCCCCUCCGCCCCGCCGCCCUCCUCAAGCAGCACUCCGGCUACAAUCAGAGCGGCCCAAAGCCCCCCCGCUCAGGCCAACGGAGCUUGCAAUGGGAACGGUCAUGUGAAUGGUGGCAGAGGGAACGGCAGAGGUAAUGGUGUCAUUAACGGGACGUUGGCAGGAAGAGGUAAUGGUGGGAAUGGGGUCAACAGGUCCCCUCUGUCUUCUGUCAACUCUCUCGCCAUCCAAGAUCAAACUGCAGCAGAGUACGCUUCCAUACGGAAGUUCAGAAAGGUCGACAAGACAAACAGGAAGGAAAAUAACGGCGCUGACAGCCAUUCAGACCAAUCGAGUGUGAGUGAUUCACCCUCUACAGCUCCUCCUCCACUUCAUCGCAGUCAGGAGUUUCCGCGCAAAGCACUGGAGCCGUUUCACCUGCAAACCUUCCCGAAGGAGCCAGUGUUCAUGGGCAAUGGGGAGCAGUACAUCUGGAAGCCUCCAGAGGAAGAUGAUAUCAUCACCUUGCACCCUCCUCCACUCCGCGCAGAGAGUGUACAGGGGCACCCAUCACCCCCCACUGCAAAGGAGAUUGCAGACACCUACUCCAUUGUGUGUAAAACCCAGAAGAAGAAACCUCCCAUGGAAAACAACGGAUCAAAGACCCUCCCACGCUCCUUUGGCGGAGGUUCACGGGGCCGUGGCAGAGGAGUUCAGGGCCCGGCACGUUCCCAGGAGGAGCCGGGCUACGAGCCGGUAGGAGACAGGUCCUGGCCCGAGUCUGACCCCGCGUACGCUACAAUCGACGCCCACCGGAAAAGGGAGCAGGGGGGAACCAAUAACAGCCCAGUUGGGGGUUCUGCCACUCUGAAAAGGAAGAAGCAGACGCUGCAGCAGGCAGCUCCAGCAGCUCCAGCGGCUCCAGCGGCUCCAGCGGCUCCAGCGGCUCCAGCGGCUCGAGUGGCUCCAGUGGCUCCAGUGGCUCCAGCGACUCCAGCGGCUCCAGCGGCUCCAGCGGCUCCAGCGGCACCAGCUGCACCUCAGGGCUCAGGACCCACCGCCCUGCCUAGAGGCGUUCCUGGUGGGGAAAACUUCUACGAGACUAUCAGCGAUGUGAAACAAGGGGCCAACAGCUCCAGUACCACCACCAUCUUCACCUUCAAUGAUGGGAUGGAGAUGUAUGUCACUGGCCUGUAGCUGGCUGACAGGCAGAAAGGGCCCAGGACCCACUGGUACAGAGUCAUGAAAGGGACCCUCCUGUUCACCUGCCAACGUCUUGCUGUACAUACAUACAAGGCCCUCUAUAGACAAAAAACAUGAGGAUCCAUUUUGUGAUGACAUCAGGUACAAACAGGGUCUUAAUCCAGGUUCAGACAUCCCUACAUUGGUCUGUACUUCAGAACCAGCCUAAGCCUAGUCCAGCCCAAAUAUGGACCAAAUACGUUUUAACAAAAAAAAAAAGAUUAAGAAAACUGGAAUAUACAUCUUCAGUCUACUGUGUCACUGACCAUACUCACCUGUUUGUGUAUCAUUUUCCAUAAUAUCUUUAUUUUUAUAUGAACACUGUACGCUUCAAAAAGUAUGUGGUGUAACUCACAUCCUGAGAAGAACACACUUUAAUAUAUAUAUAUAUAUAUUUAAAAAAGUAAUGUAUGUGCAUGCAUUGUGCAAACACACACCUGAAAAUAGAAACAAGUAGCAAGGAAAAUUGUAGGUAUAUUGAGAGGAAGAGGCACACUGUUACCUAUUAUCAGACAUAUACACACACACACACACACACACACACACACACACACACACACACCACACACACACACACACACACACACACACACACACACACACACACACACCACACACACACACACACACACACACACACACAUAUGCCUCAUUUUGGAGGGACUUAUGUAAUAAGCAGAUGGAUGGCACAGAGAUUUGCGGUGCUUAGCUCUCCCUAAGCAAACAUCUGAAACAGGUUCUCUGGUCGCUAUGGCCGGUUGCCGGGCAGACAGCAUUGUGGUGCUUUGCUCCAACACAGAAGUAAGCGAGGGCUAUGGUCUACAUUUUAAAAAUAAAUAAAAAGGUUCAUCGUUGUGCUCUACAUAGCAGUUAAUAAUAUCAGCCCUUAACUUAAUAAUGUUACAUCCAAUCAACAAUCAAUACUCCAAUUUCACAAACAUCUGUACCCAGAAGCAUGAUGACACACCCCAGCUCAGAUACAAACAUACUUGGCACAAUCAUGGGGGUAAGUUGAGAUCAGGGGCAUCGAGAAGGUUGUGAAAGAACUUCUCCAGAAGGAUACGGGUGACAGAUUUCACAAUACAAAAUGUUCACUGUAUACAACAUUGGGAAAAUGUAGAAUAUUUAUAAAAAUAAGGAAGCGAAAGAGUGCCCAAAAUAAUACAGGAUGUUUUAUCCUGCGCAGUUAAUAACAUGUAAUGUCCUUUGGGGACUGUAAACUGCUUAUUUUCUGACCGUUAUAAUUUUGCACUCGAUAGCUGCGGGGGUUUUAAUUUAAUUGCUCAUUAACAUGCUGUAAAGGGCAUUUCCAAGUACAGUUCUAAAAGGCAUCUAUGGUCUCAAGUCAUAGCUAGAGCUCCCCAAAGCUCACCCGACUAAAGUCUGGUGGUUGAAAUAGCAACAUAGGGCUUGGACUCCAAGGAAAAUAAAGAGCUGGGCAUGAAAAUUACCAGUGAGUGUCUUUGGAAGGUUGCCCCUCGCUCUCUCGCUACCCUCUCUCCAGCCUCUGCACCGAGUUCUCUUCCGUAAUAAACAAUGUAUUUUCCAUGUAGCUUUGGGGAACAUUAAAAAAAGAACAGGAAUAAAAACAAAAUAUCAGACGUUUAGUGAAUGGGCAUAAAGAUAAGGGGUGAAGAGGGAUAUAAAAUGCUUACCGAGCUGAAGGAUGCAUUAGAAAAAGCACACUGUGAGACAACCAUGCAAAGAGAAGACGGGUUUAGUAGGGUUAGUAAUUCAAUGAUAAAUGCUACUGUUUCAGAAAGUAUAUAAAAAAAACAAAUGCACUCUGUAUUUUAAUGCACUGAUUAUUUUUUCUUACCUACUGACAAUACCAUUGGUUAAAUAGCUCAUGCCACUGCCAUGAAAACAGUACGUUGGUGCAAUUUUUUCCUGCUUGAUCAAAAAAAGUGCAUGCUUUGAUAUAUGGAGAUGAAAACAAAUAUUGUGGUACUUAUUUUAUCUCUUUGUUUGUUAAUAUGUUUCUGUUUUUUGCCAUGAGAUGCGAAGCAGCAUUCAGUUUAUUUUCCCAAAGCAGCUACCUGGAGGAGGAAGGGAGAGCAAUAGAAAGUGAGGGAGAAGCCGCUGGGAUUUUAGAGCGGAGCGUUGUUCAUCCUUCCGCUCUGGGGGAACAAGAAGGAGCGAUAGAGGUGAGGAGGGGGACGAAGAACAGCUAGUAAAACUGGAUAACUGAAAAUGGACACGGACCCAAAGGACCCUCCCCCUCCUGAUGUGUAUUUGCCAUAGGUAUUUGCUUGCUUGCGUACGUGCACACACACACACACACACACACACGAAAUCAGGCCCACACUGCCAUGUGUGUUUCCAGUUUAGGGGAUGAAGCACAUUUUGCUUCCUUGCAUUUUCUCCCUCCCCCAGCUGUGUUCAUUCUCCAAUCACCUCUCCCUCGCUGUGUAGGGGAGGGGCCUUUGAUGUCCAGUUAUGAGGGACUCA
This is a messenger RNA of Gymnodraco acuticeps, 4698 nucleotides long. Its product is annotated as collagen alpha-1(I) chain. Gene Ontology annotation, biological process: negative regulation of T cell activation; intracellular signal transduction; B cell receptor signaling pathway. The record is from RefSeq and is a predicted model, not a curated record. Lineage: Eukaryota; Metazoa; Chordata; Actinopteri; Perciformes; Bathydraconidae. Bases 427 to 2202 code for a protein of 591 amino acids. Gene Ontology annotation, cellular component: membrane raft; plasma membrane. The transcript is spliced from 9 exons.